Molecule: messenger RNA, 2582 nt
Organism: Rhododendron vialii
Lineage: Eukaryota; Viridiplantae; Streptophyta; Magnoliopsida; Ericales; Ericaceae
Product: DNA replication licensing factor MCM5
Exons: 18
Coding region: 75-2279 (734 amino acids)
Biological process (GO): DNA replication; DNA replication initiation; double-strand break repair via break-induced replication
Cellular component (GO): MCM complex; nucleus
Molecular function (GO): single-stranded DNA helicase activity; single-stranded DNA binding; DNA replication origin binding
Source: RefSeq, a predicted model, not a curated record
GAGAGAGAGAGAGAAGGGAAAGAUCAAUUGCACUGUGUGAUUCAGAGAGAGAGAGAGAGAGAGAGAGAGCGAGGAUGUCAGGCUGGGACGAGGGCGCGAUCUUCUACAGCGACCAGGCGCAGUUCCCCCGCGGCGGCAACGGCGGCGGCGGAGACUCCGAGCAGGGGGCGAGCCGCCACACCGUCCUCCGCAAGUUCAAGGAGUUCAUCCGGAGCUAUGCGCGCAAGGAUCAGCCCAACGUCUUCCUAUACAGAGAGAGCCUCGUCCAAAACCCUAAGUUCCUCCUCGUAGACCUCGCCGAUCUCUGCAAGUACGACAACCUCGACGAACUGCUCCGCGCUUCCCCCACAGAUUACCUUCCCCUGUUCGAAACUGCGGCAGCUGAAGUUUUGGCCAGUUUGAGGUCGAGAGUUGCUGGAGAGACUGGAGAAAUGGAGGAGCCCGAGACAGGGGAGGUGCAGAUUUUGCUAACUUCUGAUGAGGACCCGGCAUCGAUGCGAUCUCUUGGGGCACCAUAUAUAUCAAAGCUGGUCAAGAUAUCUGGCAUUACAAUUGCUGCAUCGAGGACGAAGGCCAAGGCAACUUAUGUGACUUUGUUGUGUAAGAAUUGUAAAAACGUGAAGACUGUUCCAUGCCGUCCAGGGCUUGGUGGGGCAAUUGUGCCACGUUCUUGUGAUCAUAUCCCUCAGCCUGGAGAAGACCCUUGCCCGCUUGAUCCAUGGAUUGUGGUUCCUGAUAGAAGCAAAUAUGUUGAUCAACAAACUCUGAAAUUGCAGGAAAAUCCGGAGGACGUGCCUACCGGUGAGCUACCAAGGAACAUUCUCCUUUCUGUCGAUCGUCAGCUUGUGCAAACAAUUGUACCUGGUACAAGAUUGACCAUAAUGGGGAUUUACAGCAUCUUUCAAGCUUCAAAUUCGUCCACAUCCCACAAAGGAGCAGUUGCAAUCAGGCAGCCUUAUAUAAGGGUUGUUGGGAUAGAAGAAGCAAAUGAUGCUGAUUCUCGGUGCCCUGCAAACUUCACAGCAGACGAGAUAGAAGAAUUCAAAAAAUUUGCCUCAGAUAGCAAUGCGUAUCAGAAUAUAUGCUCCAAGAUUGCUCCAUCAAUUUUUGGCCACGAUGAUGUGAAAAAGGCUGUGGCUUGUCUUUUGUUUGGAGGAUCAAGAAAGUUUUUGCCGGACGGCGUGAAGCUAAGAGGUGAUAUAAAUGUUUUGCUUUUGGGAGAUCCGUCAACUGCUAAAUCACAGUUCCUCAAGUUUGUUGAAAAGACAGCUCCAAUAGCUGUAUAUACUUCAGGAAAAGGCUCAUCAGCUGCUGGUCUUACUGCUUCUGUAAUUCGAGACAACAGCUCUCGUGAAUUUUACUUGGAAGGAGGAGCUAUGGUUUUGGCUGAUGGAGGUGUUGUCUGCAUUGAUGAAUUCGACAAAAUGAGACCAGAGGACCGAGUUGCUAUUCAUGAAGCCAUGGAGCAGCAAACCAUUUCCAUUGCCAAAGCAGGAAUAACAACUGUUCUAAAUUCUAGAACCUCUGUGCUGGCAGCAGCUAAUCCUCCAUCUGGACGUUAUGAUGAUCUCAAGACUGCUCAAGACAAUAUUGAUUUGCAGACUACUAUUCUUUCGAGAUUUGAUUUAAUCUUCAUUGUGAAAGAUAUCAGGCUGUAUAGUCAAGACAAGAGUAUAGCUAGCCAUAUAAUCAAAGUUCAUGCCUCUGCUGGUGCAACCACGAGUGACACUAGAGUUUCUAAAGAAGAUAACUGGCUGAAAAGGUACAUACAAUACUGUCGAACUGAAUGCAAGCCCCGUCUCUCAGAUUCUGCCGCCACAAAGUUGAAGUUGAGUUAUGUUAAAAUUAGACAGGAUAUGAGGCGUCAGGCAAAUGAAACUGGGGAGGCAGCUGCAAUACCAAUAACAGUGAGGCAGCUGGAAGCUAUAGUAAGGCUGAGUGAAGCACUUGCAAAGAUAGAACUGUGCCAUGUUGCAAAUGACAAACACGUCGAUGAAGCUAUCAGGCUUUUCAACAAUGCCACAAUGGAUGCAGCAAGGUCAGGAAUCAAUCAGCAUAUAAAUCUUACUCCUGAGAUGGCAAAGGAGAUAAAGCAAGCAGAAACCCAAAUAAAGAGAAGAAUGGGCAUUGGAAGCCAUAUAUCAGAGAGACGGCUGAUUGACGAGCUUGGCAGGAUGGGAAUGAAUGAAUCCAUUGUUAGAAGAGCUCUGAUAAUCAUGCAUCAGAGAGAUGAAGUUGAAUACAAGCGAGAAAGGCGUGUUGUUGUUCGUAAAGCUUAAUCCCUAAAAAUGAUUAUUUUGUUAGGAUGUUUACAUUGGGUAGGAUCAAGCUGAUCUUCAUUUGUCAUUCUGCGGAAGCCAAUCAACGCCGUACAGGGGACAAUUUCAUAGCAAUCCCUGUUGCAAGUUUCCAAUUUAUUGGGCACUGAAGGUGGUUUGAUGGCUAGAGAUUUCGAAAGUAAGAGUUUGUAUAACUAGGAAAUUUUUCCUGUGUACCUGUCAAGGAGCCAGACCCUGAUUGAUAUUCUUAUUGACUUAGUUCAAACUUCAAAGCCAUAAUUAGUGUUUGAUUUGAAUAUUUAG